AAGAACCCUGGACACAUCCGGUUCCGUCCUGCGCCAUUUUGAUGAAACAGCGAGGAGACGAGUAGUUUGGGUCACCAAAGAGGAUUUUAUGGAUUUAACUUGAAGAAUCAUCCGGAUACAACUUUACACUUUUAAUGGCGGAAAAUGACCGUGGACCGAAGAGGAACCUUUGUGUUUGACUGCGUAACCGGUGGAUUUUGUGAAAUUAUUCGACAGCUAACGUUGCUAGCAUUGUUAGCAUAGCAGUGUUGAGCAGUUGCCGUUAGCGCUUGUUAACGUAGAGGGAGCGUUAGCUAAUCUCGAGGUGUAGCAUGCUAGCCUUGACAUUAGCUAACUCGUCAACCUGACAUUUAUACGUUAGAUAACGAUUUAAAAAAAACUCCUUUGAGGUAUAAAGGCGGUAAAAGUUCUGGAUUCGGUGCGGAAGCUUUCUUGCAGUUUUGUGGACUUCUUGUGGUGGCUCGGUAGGGUUUGUUUUGACUUCAAAAUUAAGAAACUAUUCCAAAAAAAAGCAAAACAUUAACACAAGGACUGAUGUCGGGGGAACCCCAAGCCCGCUGCUAGCUACACUAGCGGCUUGCAGCGCGACGACCCGGGUUUUCCACCAAGGACAAUUCAUGACGGACUUGGCCUUAUUUACAUCCAUGUAAGAAAAGAAUUACACUGUGCUUCAUGGACUCUCCUGGAUUUUGUGGCAUUCUGUUGUGUUUUAUCGGACUUUAAAGAACUUACGAGGCACACGGCGCCGCCCAAUGGCGCUCUGGCCUCACACCUCGAUUCUUUUUCUUUGGCAUUAACAAGGACUCUGUCGCUAUCUGCGAGCUGAACCCUUCCCCAUUUUAGUCCUUUCUUUGUCCAGUGUUUCAGCCAAUAUAAAGAAGGUUUAUCUAUUAAAGUCACCAAAUUUAGCCUCCUGUGUUCAGUGUUGACGCUGUUUAUUUUGUUAUACCAGGCCUGUGUUUUUUGUUUUUACCUUGUGCUUGAUUGAGUUAAGUGCUUAGACCUGUAAAAAUGUCGUGUGUUCACUAUAAGUUUUCUGCCAAACUGGACUACAACACAGUAACUUUCGAUGGGCUGCAUAUUACUCUCAGCGAGCUUAAAAGGCAGAUUAUGGCCCGGGAGCGCCUCAAGGCCACAGACUGCGACCUGCAGAUCACCAAUGCGCAGACUCGAGAAGAAUACACAGAUGAUGAAGCCCACAUCCCGAAACACUCAUCCGUGAUUGUCCGCCGUACUCCAAUCGGUGGAGUAAAACCUGCUGGCAGGACGUUCAUUGUAGAUCGUUCUGACACAGCUGUGGUGGGAUCUUCUAGACCCACUGAUUCUUCUCCUUCUUUGUCACUCGCCCAACUUGCCAAGACUGCUAACCUGGUUGACGCAAAUGCAUCAGAGGAGGACAAGAUUAAAGCCAUGAUGUCUCAGUCCAACCAUGAAUAUGACCCGAUACAUUACUCCAAGAAGGCAGUUGGACCGCCACCUGCUCACUAUACCUGCUUUCGUUGUGGAAAGGCUGGUCACUACAUUCGACAAUGCCCCAUGCUGAUGGUCCAGGAUAAGAGUGUGGAGGGACCCAAGCCAGUAAGGAUUAGUAAGGGUAUUCCUCAGAGCUUCAUGGUGAAAGCAGAGCCGGGCACCAAAGGAGCCAUGUUGACCAGCACCGGAGAAUAUGCAAUACCUGCAAUAGAUGCGGAAGCGUAUGCACAAGGAAAGAAGGAGCGACCUCCCUUUGUUCCACACGACCAGUCAUCAUCUGAGGACGAUUCAGACCCAAUCCCUGACGAGCUCUUGUGUCCAAUCUGCAAUGACCUGAUGACAGACGCCGUAGUUAUACCCUGCUGUGGAAACAGUUACUGCGAUGACUGUAUCCGGACUGCCUUGUUGGACUCAGAGGAACACAUCUGCUUCACAUGCAAACAGUCAGAUGUCUCACCUGAUAAUCUCAUCGCCAACAAAUUUCUUCGACAGGCUGUGAACAACUUUAAGAAUGAAACAGGAUACACCAAACAUGCACGCAAGCAGGUCCAACAUGCAUCCCUGCCGCCACCACGCCCUCUGUUGGCCAGGCCUCUGCACUCAAGACAGCAGGACCCACUGCUGGCUAAUGUCACGCACCCUCCUUCUACAAGUGUAACCACCAGCGCCCCUCAAGCACAGGUCCAGCCCCCUGCACCUACUUCUGCUACUACUGCUGCUCCUACUCCUCCUCAUGUCACUGCUGUCGAAGGUCAAGAUGCUUCACCAGCCCCUGCACCUGUUGUUGACCACCAUUCUCCCAUACACUCCAGCAGCCAGGGUGAACCACCCCCACCAGGUGAGACAGAUCCAGAACCUACUGUGACACCAGGCUCAUCAGGUACCUCAGAAAGUGGAUCACAGCCUAUUUAUGCCCCUGGACACGAUUUAUCCCCCUUCCUCCCAAAAGCCCCAAGCCCAUCAGAGUUACAUCCAAACUGGAUGAAUUGGAACUUAACAAAAAGAGCUUAUAGUACAGAAAUCCAAAGAAAGAGCCGAAGAGAGUAUUCCAGGUCCCGGUCAUACAGUCGCUCUCCAUUCAGCCGUUCUCCUUACACUCGCUCUAGAUCCAGAUCCAGAUCCAGAUCGAGAUCAAGAUCCAGGUCUUACUCUUAUUCUCCCAGUCGAUCCCGCUCCCGUUCACGCUCCCAUGGCCGGUCAUAUCCCCGCUCCCCUUAUUCCAGACGCAAUGGACGCAGCUAUGGGCGCUCACGGACAAGGUCCCGCUCCCGCUCAAGGUCUUAUGGCUAUCGGCGCUCUGGCUCACCAAGGUCUCCUCCCUCGUAUCGGGGUGGAGGCUGGGAGGGAGCAGAAGGAGCAGGACCCUACAGGUCUAGGUCACGGUCUCGCUCCCCUGGUGGCUACCGGAGCCGUAGCCCUGGGGGACGGAAGCCACCUCCUCGGGAGCUACCACCGUAUGAACUGAAGGGACAAAGUCCUGGAGGCCAUGAGCGCUGGGAGAGAGAAAGGUAUCGACAGUGGGAAAAGGAGUACGCAGACUGGUACAACAAGUACUACAAAGACUACGACAACCAACAUCCCUCACUGCAUCACAGAGGUCGUGGCAGCAGAGACAGGGAGAGGGACAGAAUGUCCCCAUUAUCCAGAGAUUACUCCCCCCAGGGGAGAGGAAGAAGAGGGAGAGAAGAGAGAGGUGCUCUACCUCCUCCAUCCUCUUCCUCAUCAGGGACCAAGUCCAGUGCUAAAGUCCAAAAGACAAAGAAAUUAAAAAAGAAAAAGACUGGGGAGGAACCAGAACCAUCACAUCAGUCAGUGGACAGAGGUGAUGCUACUCCUGUCAGAGACGAACCAAUGGAUGAAAUACCUUCACUCACUAAAACGCCACCCAUCUCCUCAAAGCCUCCAUCUGGUGCUGCAACCACUAAAGCUCCAGCUUCUAAAAGCACUGCCACACCUGUUAAACCCUCAACAAAGGCCACAUCAAAGACUCAGUGUGAUAAGACUAAGAAAGAGAAGGGUCAGAAGGUAAAAGCUAAAGUGAAGACAGAGGGUUUGAAGGUAAAGAGCGAAAAAGUGAAGAAAAAGACUGGAGAAGGAGUGGUGUUCAAAAAGAGAGACUCUUCAUCCUCUUCCUCCUCUGUUGCUAAACCGUUAAAGACCAUUAAAGCCAAGCCAGAAGAUGCUUUCAACUCAACUAACCCUAAAAGAGAAAAGAGCAAAAGCUCUGCAGUGAGGCCUCCCUUGCUUAAGACCCCUCCUCUGUCCUCCCAGAACCUGCCUCUACCUCAUCCCUCUCUUCAUGAUGGCCCUCGACCUGGCCACGACAUUCGAGGGAGAAGAGAUCUUCCACCGAGUGGAGGUCUCCUUUCCAUACCACAUCAACACAGACUCCCACUCCUCCACCGACCCCCCUCCCCAGUGGACAGUCGAAGGAGGAUGGGAGAGGAGGGCCGGUCUUUACUCGGACCUCCUCCUGGAAAGCUGAGGAGGAUAGAUGGGUUAGGGGGUGGUGGUGAUAUCAUCUCCCACUCACACAUGUCUCACCAGCCCCCGCUUCACAGACUCCCACCCUCUUCAGAGAGACCUGGUCUUCUUCCCCUAACAGGGAGCCGUGAGAUGGGCCGGGGAGACGCAGAUCGGGGGUCCAUCAGACCUCUAAUGGACCUGCAGGUGAAGCCACUGACCCAGACGAGGAUCAAGUUAAACAGAGAUCUAGGGAGAAAAGGCAGCACUGAGACAGCAGUCUCAGACAGAGCACCAUCAGGUCCUGAGAAGACAACGUCCACUUCGGACCGACCAGCUGCUGCUAACAUCUCUGAAGAUGACCGACCUAGCAGUACAACAGAAGGAUCUGGAAGAAAGGAGCGGUCUACAUCUGCUGAGAGGGCAGUCUCCAGAGAGAGACCAGGGAGUGCUGGAGAGAGACUGCAGGGCUCAGACAGAGAGCAGGACAGAAGUUUGGGACUGGAUAGAGAGCGAGACAGAGCUUCUGGAUCAGAAAGAGACAGAGACAGAGGUCUGGGUUCUGACAGAGAGAGGGACAGAGUCUCCGGGUCAGGCUCACACAGAGCAGCAGUUACAGUGGAGAGAGACACCGAAGGAGAGCGGUCAAUGAGGACAGAACGAAGGAACUCCAGUGGUGGAAGUGGAGGAGGGAGGUCGGUCUGUCUGGAUAAAAUGACCAUCGCUGAGAAAUCAGCCACCACCAGGAGACCGGCAGACCAUCAGGAGAAACCAAGCAUGUCCUCUAAGGAGAGGGGCGAAGGGUCAGAAAGAGCUGCUAAAUCUGAUAGGAGUGUGUCCAAGGACAGAACAGAGAGGAGUGUCCCCUCAGGAGAGAAACCAGCUUCUGCUCAGAGAGAAGCAGUGAAAGAUUCUGAGGGGUCUGUUGUGAAGAGCAAACCCAGGAUCAGCCGAAAGGCUCUGACAAGCCAAACUGUGAGCUCCAGUAGAUCAACUCAGGACACAAAACGGGACUCAGAAAAAGACCAGAAAAGUGUAUCCUCUAAACCUGCAGAGCUGCCCCCCUGUAGCCCUGUGAACAGCCGUGGUCGCAGCCCGAGUGUCAGCCCAGUGCCCAGCCUGUCCAGGGAGGAACCACUCAUUCAGCCGCCUCCUCGCUCCAAGUGGGAGAGAGAGGAUGACGAAGAGGGGCAGGAAAAUGGAGUUAGUGUGCCCAAGGAGCCCUCACCACUGCCUCAAAGGAGCCGAGGCAGAGAGGGGCAGACUGAUGCACUUAAACCUGUCAGGAGUGAAGGCCGGGAUGCCAUAAGGGAGGAGAGGAGAGGAGUAGUGAGGGAGGAGAAGAAAGGGAGAGCACCAAGAGAAGAAGGUAAGGGUGGCAGGGUGGCACAGGCAAAUGCUGACAAAUCAACCAAAACAAAGGUUGCGAGGGAGGAGGGGAGAGGUGUAAGAGAAGAAGGAAGAGCUGCUGCAAGAGAGGAUGGGAGGGGAGGCGGCGGAAGAGAGGAGGGGCGAGGAAUGACAGGGAAGGAGGAGAGAUUAGCAGAAGGCAGAGGUGGAGGAGGACGUGAGGAGAAUCGCGGCCCAGAGCCCAGGAGACAGCGUUUGUGUUCUGACUUGGGUCGUGAGACAGACGAGGCCGCUUUCGUGCCUGACUACAGUGAAGGCGAAGGCUCGGAGCCAGAGAGAGGAAGGAGUGGCAGCCCCAGUCUGUCCCUCAGCCAACCCUCCCACAGCCCCAGCCUGAGCAACAACAGCGAAUCGGCAACCACCACAGCGGACAAGAAGAAGAAGAAACACAAGAAACACAAGAAACACAAAAAGCACAAGAAGCACAGUGGUCAGGAAAAAGGAGAACACAAGGAGCAUAAGCACAAACACAAGAAAAAGAAACACAAAAAGAACAAAGACAAAGAUGUGGAGGAAGAGGAGGAGAAGAUGGAGAAGACAGAAGAGGAGGUUCCAUGCUAACAUGGGCUUAGCUAAGCCUGCUGGCCAAAAUCUGUAACCCUCAUUGUUAAUACGGAGGUAAUGAUGUAUCUAGAAAUAUCGGCUAACACUGGCAUGCUGCUCCAUGUGCCCCUUGAAGGAAAUGGAUGAUAUAGGUCUUUGACUGUCCUCGACACUGAUGGAGGGCUGUUGCUCUAACACUUGAUGUCUCUGCAGCUCUCCAAACCUACACAGUACCUUGUUGUGUCUAGACUGCCACAUAAUGAGCGCUGCUGAGGUUUCUUGAAUGUUUAAUGCGAACCUCAUUGGUGACUUAAAACACCCAGGAGUGAUACUGUGCUGCACUAUUGUGAUCAACCUAGAGCCAGAAUGGACUUGAUGAUGAUAACGGGUCACAAGGCAGUGAAUCUAAAUGAUAGGAGUAACAAACUGUACUCAGGGAUGUGACUGCUUCUUUGUAGAGAAGGAAUUGCUGUUUCUCUGCCUCUGAUUCAUUUGUAAAUAGAGAUGAACUGUUGCUUCACAUUUUUCCUCAGUUUGUUUAGCUCACACCCCCCUGUGCUGUUCAAGGCUUAAAUACUGGACAACCUUCAUUGCUAUGCCGUUGUAAACUCUUUUUGAAGGACUGCACUAGCAGUUAUGCAUGUUUGAGCACAUUAACUACAAAUCAUAUACUUUUCGUUACUCUUAACCAUUUUCUAUGUUGAUAAUCUUAUUUUUAGGCAGCCAUUGGUUCAGUUCAUUCCAUAAUUUUUUUUUUAAGUUAAGGCAAUGAAAGAUUCUCAUAUAGCUUACCUAACUAAGCGAUUUUCCUACCAAACCUAACAUAAACAAAAUCCAGUAGCUACCUGGAAGAUUAUGUAACUCUGGAAAUGGUUAGCAGUUAGUAUUUGUGAUUAAUGGGCUAAAACUUCAAAAAUCACCAGUGUUUUCUUUUAAGUUAAAGCAGACCUUAAUGCAUUCAUGCUAUACUGGAUUGUAUAAAUCUAGGAUGUGUUUGUUAAUAAUGGCAAAUAAGUCUGCAUGUUUUUGUUCAAGAGGUGCAGUAGCUGUCUAUCGCGUUGUGUGAGCGAGUGAAUGUGUGUGCAACGGUGUGAAAGUGAAAUGUGACAGACAAAUUCGGGGACUGGUGUUCUUACAAAUAAGUUGUUCGGUUUUUUUUUGUUGUUGUUUUUUUUUUUUUUUUUUUUUUAAUUAAAAUGUUUUGACCUCAUGAAAACGUCAGAGUUGUAUUUUAUCAACGUUAGAACUCGCCACGCAAAUGAAGGUUAUAUGCACUGUGUUGUGCUGAAUUUACUAAGUGGAAAAAUUGGGUGUUUAAGUGGUACAGUUAAGUAUUUUAGGUGUUUGUAAUUAGAACUUUUCAUAUGGUAUUGGAGACCAGAAGGUACUAGUGAUAAAAGACACACAGUGAUAUUGAAAAAACCUCAUUCCUGUUAAAAUGUAAACACAGUGUAACCCUGAAAUCCUCAUGUGUAGCGUACUCCAGUCACUUUCGGCCAUGGUUAAUAAGUGGGCCGCAGUCUUCUGAGAUAAUAUUUCAUCAACACCAACAUGCAAGACCGUACAUGCCCAACUUAACGCUCUUAGGGUUCACAUCAGUCUCAGCUACUGGUAAACAUCUUACCUUUACACUCAUAACUGCCCCCUUAAAACAACAAUGGAUAUAAGCAACUUAAAUGUUGCACAUAAUAAUGGUUAUAGUGUUCUGAUAGUGAUAUAUUACCUACUGGACUAAUAAUAAUAAAACCUAACUGAAACAGUCCAUCAUGACACAGCGGCAUUGCUCUUAUAAAAAUAUAUCAUUUACCACAGUGUAUCAAACAGCUUCAUUACACAACAUAAAUGAGCAAAUCAGUGAAACCAUUAAUUAAUUUGUACAGUAACUAAGGUUCUACAAUAGUAUUACUAGGGAACUUUCACACUUCAGUGCAACGAGCUCCAUCAUUGAUUUUACCUGAACGUGUAAGCACCUCAAACCUGAGUAUCAAGACAAUUUGCUAGAUCCUCUGUGUUCAUGUUUCUUGUGUGCAAUGCAAUGUUUUUUGUAUUCUUAAAAUUAAAAUACUGGUAGUCAUGUAACUUGAUUUUGAUGUCAUUUAUGUGUAGAUCAUACAUUAAUUUCCUGUGUUUUUUCCUGUGUUUUUUUUUGGGGCUCAUUUUGUUCCUUUGAGCAUCCACCACCUAACUGUGUGAUCACAGGUGCAUCGCUGUUAUAUAAAUUUUAUUAUCUACAACUGGGUUAAUUAAAAAGUUUAUGGUUGAUAUAAAAAAAAACAGAUAGUUUGAUAAAAAGGAUGGAUAGGUAGAAAGUUGUCUUUAAGAAAGUGGAGUCACUUGCAGCUUUUUUCCUUUCCAGCAGGAUACUAAUUUAAUUUUUUUUUUUUUAAAUAAUUACAUCUUUAUUCUAAGAUGAAAGAUUUUUGUUCAUUAUAGUUCAUAUACUAUUGUCCCUAUGAAUCUGAUACAAAAAAUAAAAACUACAUCAAAAAACAAAA
Messenger RNA from Xiphias gladius (swordfish), 8384 nucleotides. Its product is annotated as E3 ubiquitin-protein ligase RBBP6-like. Gene Ontology annotation, cellular component: nucleus. The record is from RefSeq and is a predicted model, not a curated record. Lineage: Eukaryota; Metazoa; Chordata; Actinopteri; Istiophoriformes; Xiphiidae. Bases 1012 to 5907 code for a protein of 1631 amino acids. The transcript is spliced from 18 exons. Gene Ontology annotation, biological process: mRNA processing; ubiquitin-dependent protein catabolic process; protein ubiquitination. Gene Ontology annotation, molecular function: ubiquitin protein ligase activity; nucleic acid binding; zinc ion binding.